Penicillium alfredii is the source of this 531-nucleotide messenger RNA. Its product is annotated as acyl-CoA thioesterase. The transcript has 2 exons. The coding region runs from base 1 to 531 and encodes 176 amino acids. The record is from RefSeq and is a predicted model, not a curated record. NCBI's taxonomy places the organism in Eukaryota, Fungi, Ascomycota, Eurotiomycetes, Eurotiales, Aspergillaceae. Gene Ontology annotation, molecular function: fatty acyl-CoA hydrolase activity. Gene Ontology annotation, cellular component: mitochondrion.
AUGGCGCCCUCCGAGUACGAGGCGAAAAAGCGGCGCACGCGCAGCGACUACGGCUAUCACCAAGUCCACCAGACAAGAUGGUUCGACAAUGACAUGUACGCGCACCUCAACAACACCGUGUACACAGCCUUGUUCGACACCAUCGCCAACACGUACCUGAUCAAGGAAUGCGGCAUGGAUCCCUUCAGCGUCAACAACCCCACCGAGAAAGCCAACAAUGGACCCCAGGACCAGUCUGCGGCUGGGGCAGACCAGAUUGGGCUCAUCGUCUCCACACAUGUCGACUUCUUUGCGUCUGUCAGGUUCCCGGACACCCUGGAAGUGGGUCUGCGCGUGGUGAAGCUGGGAUCGUCCAGCGUGACGUGGGAAAUUGGCGUGUUUCGGCAGGGUGAGGAGGCUGUCAAGAUGGUUGGGAAUUAUACGCAUGUUUUUGUGUUGCGGGAGACGAUGCGCGUUGGGAAAGGGGGUAUGGAGGAUCGCGUGCGGCGGGGGUUGGAGAAGUUGCUUGUUGGGCCGGAUUCGAAGCUCUGA